AUGGCGGAAUUUUCACUUCCCAAUGGUUCUUAUUUCCUCGGAUUCGAUAGUUCAACUCAAUCGUUAAAGGCAACAGUCUUGGAUUCAAAUCUCAGUAUCAUUGCUUCGGAAUUGAUUCACUUUGAUUCAGAUUUACCUCAUUACAAAACCAAAGAUGGUGUUUACAGAGACCAAUCUAUCAAUGGAAGAAUCGUUUCUCCCACGUUAAUGUGGGUGGAAGCGCUUGAUCUCAUUUUUCAAAAGCUUUCAAAAUCAAAUUUGGAUUUUUCCAAAAUUUCUGCUGUUUCUGGAAGUGGACAACAGCAUGGUAGUGUUUAUUGGAAAAAUGGUAGUUCUAAGAUACUGUCAUCGUUGGAUCAUAAGAAACCGUUGUUGGAACAGCUUGAAAAUGCUUUUUCGAUUAAGGAAUCGCCGAUUUGGAUGGAUAGUAGUACAACGGUUGAGUGUAGGGCGAUAGAGAAGACUUGUGGGGGUGCUUUGGAGUUGGCGAAAGUGACUGGGUCGCGCGCAUAUGAGAGGUUUACGGGACCUCAGAUUAAGAAAAUAUUUGAUCAUCAGCCUGAGGUUUAUAAUAACACGGAAAGGAUCUCGCUUGUUAGCUCGUUCAUGGCAUCGGUUUUUAUUGGUGGUUAUGCUGCUAUUGAUCAUUCUGAUGGUGCAGGCAUGAAUUUAAUGGAUAUUAAAGAAAAGGCUUGGUCGAAAGUUGCACUUGAGGCAACUGCCCCGGGUUUGGCGUCAAAACUUGGAGAUUUGGCUCCUGCAUAUGCUGUUGCUGGAAAUAUUGCUUCAUAUUUUGUAGAGAGGUAUCACUUUAACAAGGAUUGCCUCGUCGUUCAAUGGUCAGGAGACAACCCUAACAGUGUGGCAGGUCUGACACUGAAUAUUCCAGGAGAUCUCGCCAUCAGCCUCGGCACUAGUGAUACUGUAUUUAUGAUCACUAAAGAUCCCAAUCCAGGGCUAGAGGGACAUGUCUUCCCUAGUCCAGUUGAUGCAGAAGGUUACAUGGUAAUGUUAGUCUACAAAAAUGGGUCCCUUACCCGAGAAGAUGUGCGUAACCGUUACGCAGAAAAUUCUUGGGAUACUUUCAAUAAAUUUCUGCAGCAGACACAACCUUUGAAUGAUGGAAAGUUAGGUUUCUACUACAAGGAGCACGAAAUUCUACCUCCUCUUCCAGUUGGUUACCACCGCUACGUUAUAGAAAAUUUCUCAGGCGCAUUGGAUGGAAUGAAGGAGCAGGAAGUGAAGGAGUUUGAUCCUCCAUCUGAGGUACGAGGAUUAAUUGAGGGUCAAUUUCUCUCAAUGCGCGCCCAUGCUGAAAGAUUCGGUAUGCCUUCUCCACCAAAGCGAAUUAUAGCCACUGGUGGAGCAUCGGCCAAUCAGUGCAUCCUCAGCUCAAUAGCUUCAAUUUUUGGCAGUGAUGUUUAUACAGUUCAGAGACCUGAUUCAGCUUCUCUUGGAGCUGCAGUGAGAGCGGCUCACGGCUGGCUUUGCAACAAGAAGGGUGGUUUCUUACCUAUAUCAAAUAUGUACAUGGAUAAAUUGGAGAAAACAUCUUUAAGCUGCAAGCUUUCAGCUAGUGCUGGGGAUCAGGAGUUGUUUUCCAAGUAUGCUGCUGUAAUGAAAAAGAGAACCGAGAUAGAGAAUCGUCUGGUUGAAAAGCUUGGGCGCAUUUGA
Messenger RNA from Lathyrus sativus (Indian pea), 1674 nucleotides. The record is from the annotation of a GenBank genome assembly. Lineage: Eukaryota; Viridiplantae; Streptophyta; Magnoliopsida; Fabales; Fabaceae.